AGCGCGUCGGUCGAGCUCUGGGAAAUAGCUCAUUUUCACCAAUUUCCCUGGGGGCAGUACUGCCCAUGUGGUCUGCGUGUGUAGUGGUAAAAACAUCGGAGCGGCUGGUGCAGCAGCAGUAGUCCAAAGAAGUGGUCACCGGAGGGGGAACCCGCGUUGCCAGGAGGGUUUAUUUGGGUUACAGAGGAUCGAGUGUUGACUGUGUUUGGUCGUAGCCCAAGGCAACGCGUGAAACCCCAUCGUUCCGUUUGCUACUAAAUGUGCCCUCGAUAGCGCCCGCGUGUGUCGCCUCCCCACAUGAGCUCGGUUGGAAAACGUUCUUGAUCGAAAUCCGUUACAAAAUGCGCUCGGGAAUCAGUGCCAGUGGCAGUGCUGGUGGCACUUCGCCAAAACGGCGAACGCAUCUAGCAGCCAAUGGAAAACAUCAUAACCAUCAUCACCAGCAACACCAGGGUGGCAUUGGAUCAAAGCAGCAUUACAGCACGGCCGCUGGCAACAGCGCAAAUGAUCCAUCGACGCGGUACAGUGAGACACCACCGACCACCGAAUUGCCACCAUCGAGUGGGCAAUUUUUUUACAUAUCAAUCAUCAAGCUUGCCCUCGUCAGCCGACUACUAGUAAUCGCACUGCAAUUGAUUGCCAACCAGGUGCUACCAGAUCAUGACGCGGGCGUGUUUAUAGCUCCGCGCGAAACCGAAACCCCGGAACGGCCCCUGGAUGCGUUUGUGCGAUUCGUGUUCGGUGGUUUCGAGCGAUGGGAUGCUCAAUACUUUCUGCACAUCGCCGAGCACGGUUACACGUACGAGAACACGCUGGCAUUCUUCCCACUGUUCCCGUUCAUCCUGAAAAUCGUUGGCACCGCGCUCAUCAGUACUGAUCUCGCGCUGGUCAUUAGUUACCGUGAACUUUCACUACUGCUGGCAGUGCUGAUGAAUGCGCUGUGCUUCAGUGGAGCCGCCUGUGCCCUGUACAAGCUCAGUAAGCUGGUGCUCGGAAGCAACAAAAAGGCGGAGGUCGCCGUGUUGUUGUUUUGCUUCAAUCCGGCUUCGAUCUUUUUCACUGCUCCCUACACCGAGAGUCUGUACGCGUGGCUCUCGUUCGUCGUGAUGUACCAGUGCAUCGAAGAUGUGAACUCGAUCUUCAUCACGAUCCCGCUCAGCCUGUCGCUGCUUUGUCGUUCGAAUGGUUUAAUGAACGUCGGCUUCGUGCUAUACUUUGUCGCUCGACGCAUCGUCGCUCAAUACAACUUCCACAACAUCAUCUGCAUCUGUUCGCGGCUUUUCACCGUGCUAAUGAUCGUACUGUUCCACUACGGGAUCGCCCAGGUGUACAACUAUUAUCUCUUCUGCUUCGAGCAAAAGUUCAACUUUCCGCAACACGUUCGAACGUAUGCGGCCGAGCAGGGGCUAGUAUUGGCCGGGAACAAAACGGAAGAUUCGUCACCGUGGUGUACUAGCAUGUUACCUUUGUCGUACUCGUAUGUCCAGAGCCACUACUGGAACGUUGGUCUACUGCGGUAUUACGAGCUAAAGCAGCUGCCAAACUUUCUACUUGCCCUACCGGCUAUCUAUCUCACGUUAAGCAAUUCGUAUCACUACCUGCACGAACACUGGGAUUACGCGCUCCGGCUUGGAUUGUUCCGAUUGUCCAAAAAACAACAGAAAACAAUGCGUCCAUAUGAUCGUUUAGCAUUGGUAUUCGUCGUUCAUGCCGUAGUGUUGACCAUCUUCUCGUUGCUGUUCGUGCAUGUGCAGGUCACUACGCGCAUCCUCUGCUCGGCCAGCCCCGUCCUCUACUGGUUCGCCGCCGAAUACUUUACCGGUGAGCGCACCUUCAUCAAACGCCAGGUGAUCCGGAAGCUUUCGAAACAGGUUAAAGAUGGCGAUGAGGGCAGUUGCACACACGUGCUGAACCACGUGGAUGUGAGUGAUCUGCUCGACAUAGGCUGUAUGAAUCGCUACCAACAGGCGAUUCUGUUGUACUUUGUCGGCUAUACCGUAAUCGGUACGGUACUAUUUAGCAACUUUUACCCAUGGACCUAGAGGGCCUCCAGAAUCCGGUUGAUCUUUCUUCACAACAAGCCAACGGUCACUGUUUGUUUGUAAAGAAAAUUAACCUCACAGAAAACAAUGUUGAUCAUCUAACACUAGUCUUGUUCUUAAUACUUGCAUCUCGUGCCUUUCGCUCUACAAACCUAGAAUGCCAAAAAGCAAAUAACAAACAUACUACAAAGAACCAAUUUGAAGAGAGGAGAAUGUGCAGAAACGCUUGCUACUCUUUUGGGAAAUGAAAUGUGAAACAUCUGACUCCUUCUUUUCGGGACUUCCACUUCCUGCGGAUCCGAACGCAAAACAAAAAGCCAAAUUUAAUUCUUAGUAAGCUGUAAGCAUAGUAGCCAAUUGGCGCAAUUCGGUUAGAUCGAUUUAUGCGACAUAAAAUGCCCUGUAGAGGAGAAUAUCAUUUGAUUAAGACUGCGUUUCAAACAAUAAGUAAGAACUUGGGACAAAACUGUUCUCCUUUUCUCAUUCUCAAGAAUUUGCUUAAUGGUUCUAAUCGGUUGUUAACGAAAAGACGCUUGUAGUUAGAAUUCUACGUAACGUCCUGUCUGUUUAGGACCGUAUUAUUUUUACAUCAACAUGAAAGCCUUGCAUUACCACCGAUAGGAAGAGUAAAGACAGGUUAACCCCAUGCUGUUGUCAGUGAACAGAACUUAAAUAAAACGAUUCCGUUCAGUAGAAAUACCGAUACAGUUGAUCGUAUAGUCCCGGAAACACUCUAAAUCGGAAUGGAGCGACAGAAACCUUAGUCAAUAUUGCAGAGCUACACACGUACAUUUAUACAAAUAGGAAUGGAGAUGGGAAGAAGUAUAUUGCAGAAAUGAAAUUUUCCCAAAAAUGCAUAGAAAAAACUGAACAAUAGUUUACAAUUGCAUUAACUAGACUUUAACUUUACAAUGCUGAGAUAAAGCGAGCUGAUCAUAUUGUAGUCUUUAAAUCGUAAACAAGGAACCAGGUAGAGUGAACAAAGCAGCUGUAGACAAAAAUUGAGAACAACAAAUAAUGAAUCCUUACGUAUAAUGUGGGUAACUCUAUUACCAACUAUUCUUAUUCUAAUUGAGAGCGUGUUAUUAUCCAGUGUGCACCUUCAUUAGAUAUACAAUUUGAAAGAUCCUUAAAAAUGAAGCAUGAACAAACAUUAACAAACACUAAAACAAUCAAACCAAUAGAAUCCAGGCUACUAGGUAUAGGGGCAGGUAAUCGAACGAACUUAAUGCAUAUGAAAAAGUGAACUAAAAAGGCAUUUUAGUAGUAUAGCAUUCGGGUAUUUAUUAAAAUUCGUAUAUUUCCUCACCGUCGUUGAUUCUAUUACAUCAUGGUGAUCGAGAAAAGACCAUGCUGAAUGAGCACACGUGCAAACGGUGAUUUCAUUCGUAGUGAGACAGACAGAGGCUGCAACUCCAAAUGACUUCCAAUUGAGUUAGUGAUUAGUUAGCAAAGAAAAGCAAGUAAAAUAACCACUAUGGAAUUAAAGAAGCGGCAUCCUAAUCGAAUGAAAAUAAUAAUAAUCUUAUCAACGUCCAACUUAAUCUGAAGACAUUGAUUAAAUCUAAAUAAACAAAAUUAAAACUCUAAAACACAAGCAAAACUAACCAACUAACAAGUAAAUCAAUUUAAACGUUUGACUUUUAGCAAUUUAAUUAGCACAAAAUGGCUGCCCAAUUGGGGCAUUUCAAUUUUGAUGAAGUGUAGAGCAACGAUUUCGCUUAAAUGAUAUUUCGUGUUCAGUAAAAUACUUAGCUCAAGAUCAAUUGAUAACUUCUACCUGCUCUUACCGCCUUCAUCGUCUACAAUACGUCUGUUUAGACAAAUCAAAACUGCUUCUUGCAAAUCGUACCAGCUGACGGGAUGGGGAAGCUGGAAACAAUUAACCAUUUAUGCCUCAAUCUUUAUUAUUCACAAAUCAAACUCUAGUCAUUAAGUUUAUCCACCUGUUGAGACUAACUGUA
This is a messenger RNA of Anopheles darlingi, 4006 nucleotides long. RefSeq names its product GPI mannosyltransferase 2 (gene PIG-V). The record is from RefSeq and is a predicted model, not a curated record. The transcript has 2 exons. Lineage: Eukaryota; Metazoa; Arthropoda; Insecta; Diptera; Culicidae. Gene Ontology annotation, biological process: GPI anchor biosynthetic process. Gene Ontology annotation, cellular component: mannosyltransferase complex; endoplasmic reticulum membrane. The coding region runs from base 342 to 2042 and encodes 566 amino acids. Gene Ontology annotation, molecular function: alpha-1,6-mannosyltransferase activity; GPI mannosyltransferase activity.